ACACACACACAUACACACAUAUACACAUACAUACACACACACAUACACACACACACACACAUUAUUUUCGGGGACCAAAUGUUAGCUGUUUUAGUGGAUCAAGUGAUCGAUUUCUGCAGAUUAUUAGACACGAAAACAAUGAAUGUAUCGAUAUGUUAUCAUCGUUUAUACAAAAUGAACUGAAAGUCGGCAAACGUAUCGAUCGGAUCCAAUCGGAUGACGACAAAAGCGAUCUAAUGGGUGAUCCCAAUGACUAUAUCUUUGACAAAAUUGGAAACUAUUUGGAUGAGGCGUCCGGUAUUAAACAAAAAGAAGCGGAUCUAGUCUUAGCCACUAUUGGUUCGGAUAAGCGUCUAUCGGUUACGGCUACUACCACUAGUUCAUCGUGGAAUCGCCGAAAGAUAAUACACGCCAACCAUAACAACAACAAUAGAGGCAAAGAUAAUAGCAAUUUGAAGCUAUUGUCCGCUAAAUUAGUCCAGAGAUCGCAAUUGAAAUUCAAGGAUAAAAUCGAUAAUACAAACCAUGCGUUCGUACCGAUCAUUAAAGACAAACCAAAUUCAUUGAAACCGUUGGCCAUACUGUUGGAGAAGACAGAGUCGGACUUCGAUACGUAUUCACAUCCGUAUGAGUUCGAGAUCGAUAUGUUUCGGCCGAACGAUCGCUUUCUGGAUAUCGAAGUACCGCAGUUCCCGAAACCGAUCACUGAAACGGAAUUCAAAUUCAUUAGAAAAUCUGAUGAUUUGAUGGAAAUGUGCAAUCAGUUGAAGACUUGCGAUAUUAUUGCCGUCGAUCUAGAACAUCACUCGUAUCGUACAUUUCAAGGGUUUACAUGUUUGAUACAGAUAUCGACAAAAACCAAUGAUUUUAUAGUAGACGCUCUGGAACUGCGCUCAGAGAUACAUGUGCUCAACGAAGUGUUUACCUGUCCAUCGAUAUUGAAAGUAUUUCACGGCGCCGACAUGGAUGUCCAAUGGCUUCAACGUGAUUUCGGUGUCUAUGUGGUCAACCUAUUCGAUACCUAUCAGGCCUCCAAACUACUCGACUUUCCCCACUUAUCUCUAUCGUAUUUGUUGAAAAAGUACUGCAAUAUCGAUGCCAACAAACAGUUUCAAUUGGCCGACUGGCGUAUACGGCCGCUAACCCCGGAUAUGUUACGGAUAAGUACUGUAAUAUGCAUAAUACACAUAAUGCCAAACACUAACAGUUUCAUUUGGCUUACCGAUCGGUUAGUUUUUUUUGUUGUUGUUGUGGAGAUCAAAGUGCCGCAUGUUUUCCAUAUAAUUAAUUAAAAAUUAUGGGUUUUUUAUAUUAUAAUUUAUAUAUU
Molecule: messenger RNA, 1327 nt
Organism: Oppia nitens
Lineage: Eukaryota; Metazoa; Arthropoda; Arachnida; Sarcoptiformes; Oppiidae
Product: exosome component 10-like
Exons: 6
Coding region: 153-1292 (379 amino acids)
Biological process (GO): nuclear polyadenylation-dependent antisense transcript catabolic process; nuclear polyadenylation-dependent rRNA catabolic process; nuclear polyadenylation-dependent snRNA catabolic process
Cellular component (GO): nucleolus; nuclear exosome (RNase complex)
Molecular function (GO): nucleic acid binding; 3'-5'-RNA exonuclease activity
Source: RefSeq, a predicted model, not a curated record